ACUUGUUUUACUUGUUAUUCACCAUCACUCAACCCCCUCGCGGUGAUGGUUGUUCUUUGACAGGAUCCGGGCUCGCCUUACCAGACCGUUCCUGGUGUCUUCUCAUCAACGCCUAUCCCCAUCGGGCUGGUCAAUAAUUUUGCCCACCGUAUGAUGGUUCAUGACAGGCCCGCACGAAGCUGACAAGUUUUCCCGUUGCGCGCCCUGACCGAGGCAUUCACCGGCCGCCGUGAUGCUUGAAAAGCCGAAGCCCGACUUAUAGCUGAUCUGACGGCUGAUGCUGUGGGACGUGAGCGACGAGCAUUCGCCGACAGCUACUGCUCCAGUUUGAGCCCAGGUUGCAUCGAAGACGCCCCCUACAGAGUAAUAAAAGGGAGGAACACUCAAGGGUGGCUCAGUCGGGCGCAGAGAUGAGGGCGCCGACGUACUUGAGGCUUCGUUGCCACGCAACAUAAUGCCAGCGCCGAAAAGAGGGCACUGAGAGGAUCGGUAAGUAGGUUUCACACUCCCGUGUGAUUGUGCCGAAGUAGUGAGCAGUUUUCAACUGGGAAUUUUCAGCCGGCCCCUUGGGCUAGUUGUAUUACAAUGGACACGGAGAAUGACCAGGCGCUGUUAAAAGACCAAAAUCGUUGCCCAGUAUCCUAUUCGUUUCUUGCUUUGUACCUUGCCUGACACGCAAUUUUCCAGAUUCUCAUAUCUGUGCCGCUUCUCGCCAGCGCGUGCUGUGAAAAACCCAAAGAGUAUUUUCAUCCACAGGCUAAACGCUUGAUGGGCGUUGAUCAUCUGCGCAGGAACCCGGAAGUCAAUAGGUUGGGACAACCAAGGAUAACAAGGGGAGAGGACUGAGCCAUGACGUGCCGCACCUCUCUCGGGCAGCUCUAGGCGGCCAGACGAGGCGAGACAGGACAUGACAGCCAACCCACUUGGCAUUGGAUUCAACCCGCCUUCCUGGAUGGCGGGCGCCUGUCAGAUGGGACGGGGGCUUGCUCGUCUCGUCGCGAUGCGUUGGCGGGAAGAACCUACGCGGGUAGGGCAGCCUUCCUCUCUAGAUAGCUCCAGGUGUGAUGGGUGGCCUACUUGUAAGGCGCAGCAAGGUGUGUGUGUUGACGUGCAUGUUUUCUGUCCAGUAGUUUUUAGGAACUGCAUGCAGCAAGCCACACCUCACUCGUUCCUGUUCUUCUCGGCGAUGUAUACCCAUGCGAGAAGUAUAUGA
Colletotrichum destructivum is the source of this 1213-nucleotide messenger RNA. RefSeq lists its product as uncharacterized. Bases 908 to 1213 code for a protein of 101 amino acids. The record is from RefSeq and is a predicted model, not a curated record. NCBI's taxonomy places the organism in Eukaryota, Fungi, Ascomycota, Sordariomycetes, Glomerellales, Glomerellaceae. The transcript has a single exon.